UGCUGAAAGAAUAUUUUAUUUCGAUGGUGAUGACCAUUAUCAAGUAUGGUGAUGGACCUUAUUUAUAGGUAGUGAGUGCUUCUAGCAUAGUUUGACGCUCAUCGCUGGGACCGGAUGCUGUAUAUUUACAACACCGACCGGAGGUUCACAUCUUCCCUAGCCUUCAAUCGCCAGGCAAUCCUUCUCAAUCACAGCCAACUCACACUCUGCCCCUAGCGUGCUCACCCACCGCGUCAAUGAUCCCUUGCCUUCCUCCGAAGCGAGAUGGUGUCACGUAAUUUAAACUUCCCGUGCGACCCGAACUGCUUGUGACGAGUGAAUGGCUGGCGCAGCGCGGCAGAAGAGCACCCACCAUCCAGGUAGCCACCUUCCUACCCCUAAACCAUCCCGUGAAUUACAUGUACGCCAAGCCGCUCGGGGUUUCCGAACUAUAUAAACCCCCUCCGCCUCCAACUUCCAGAUUCCAUCAAUCUUCUUUUUCGUUCGACAAUAUGGAUUUGGGGAAGACCGGGCUAAGCUUGGACGGUGCCAGUUCCAAAGAUGUACCUAGCUGCGCUGUGACAAAGGUCACAGCUGAUUUUUGUCUUUCUUGAUUUCCCGCGCGUGCGGGGACCUCCCACUCUUGAAGAAGAUUUCUCUUUUGUAUUGUAGGCUGUGCGUCCUCAUUUU
Messenger RNA from Mytilinidion resinicola, 669 nucleotides. RefSeq lists its product as uncharacterized. NCBI's taxonomy places the organism in Eukaryota, Fungi, Ascomycota, Dothideomycetes, Mytilinidiales, Mytilinidiaceae. The record is from RefSeq and is a predicted model, not a curated record. The transcript has a single exon. Bases 399 to 593 code for a protein of 64 amino acids.